Molecule: messenger RNA, 1972 nt
Organism: Hipposideros armiger (great roundleaf bat)
Lineage: Eukaryota; Metazoa; Chordata; Mammalia; Chiroptera; Hipposideridae
Gene: BAIAP2L1
Product: BAR/IMD domain containing adaptor protein 2 like 1
Exons: 14
Coding region: 256-1734 (492 amino acids)
Biological process (GO): plasma membrane organization; actin filament bundle assembly; actin crosslink formation
Cellular component (GO): cytosol; nucleoplasm
Molecular function (GO): protein binding
Source: RefSeq, a predicted model, not a curated record
GGGGCCGCCGGCCGGGCCCGCUCGUCCAGCUGGCGUCAGGCCGCGUCUCCGGAGCUCCUCGCGGUCUUCCGCGGCGGCGCUGCAAGUUUGACAUUUCGGCGGCGGAGGCGCGCGCCGGCACUCGCGGGCCCACGGCUGUGGUGGCGGCCGACCCUAGCGGGCCCCUCGAUCGCGCCCCGGCGCUCCUGCCCAGGAUCGGGCGACCACGAGGCCCGGCCGCGUCCUCCCGCGCUCGCCUGCCCGGCUGCUGCAGCCAUGUCGAAGGGGCCAGAGGAGGUGAACCGGCUCACCGAGAGCACCUACCGGAAUGUUAUGGAACAGUUCAAUCCGGGGCUACGAAAUUUAAUAAACCUAGGAAAAAAUUAUGAAAAAGCUGUCAAUGCUAUGAUCCUGGCGGGAAAAGCCUACUACGACGGAGUGGCCAAGAUCGGUGAGAUUGCCACCGGGUCCCCCGUGUCCACUGAGCUGGGCCGCGUGCUCAUUGAGAUUUCAAGUACCCACAAGAAACUCGAUGAGAAUUUUAAAGAAAAUUUCAAAACAUUCCAUAAAGAGAUUAUACAUGAGCUGGAGAAGAAGACAGAGCUUGAUAUAAAAUACAUGAACGCCACUCUCAAAAGAUACCAAACAGAACACAGGAGUAAAUUAGAUUCUUUGGAGAAAUCUCAAGCCGAGUUGAAGAAGAUCAGAAGGAAAAGUCAAGGAGGACGAAAUGCACUCAAAUAUGAGCACAAAGAAAUUGAGUAUGUAGAAACCGUUACUUCUCGCCAGAGUGAAAUCCAGAAAUUUAUUGCAGAUGGUUGCAAAGAAGCUCUACUUGAAGAAAAAAGGCGCUUCUGCUUUCUGGUUGACAAGCACUGUAGCUUUGCGAGUCACGUGCAUUAUUAUCACCUACAGUCUGCAGAAUUACUUCAUUCCAAGCUGCCUCGGUGGCAGGAGACCUGUGGGGAUGCCACCAAAGUACCAGCAGAAAUCAUCAACAUGAUAGAAGAAAUAAAGACCCCCAUCUCUACCCCAAUAUCCGGGACACCUCAGCCUUCACCAAUGAUCCAGAGAAGCAACAUGGUGCCCCCAGCUCCCUCCGCCAGAGCGAAUACCAGCCCUUUGAUUGAUAUGUUUAAUAACCCAGCAACAGUUGCACUGAAUUCAGAUUCUUCAGAUGACCCCAGUUUACAGCGAUCGGUUUCUGUUGCGACUGGACUGAACAUGAUGAAAAAGCAGAAAGUGAAAACCAUCUUUCCACAUACCGCUGGCACCAACCAGACCUUACUUAGCUUCGCACAGGGAGACGUCAUCACGCUGCUGGUCUCCGAGGAGAAAGACGGCUGGCUUUACGGGGAGCAUGACACCACCAAGGCGAGGGGCUGGUUCCCAUCUUCCUACACCAAGUUGCUGGAAGAAAAUGCAAAGGAGACGGUGAAUGUGCCCUCACCAAGCCCAGCGCCAGUGAGAAGCGUGAGCACGGUGGACUUGUCUGAGAAGCGCAGUGCCGCUGUCCCCAUCCCCCCACCGGACUACUUGGAAUGUUUGGCCACAGGAGCUGCUGCAGACGAGAGAGCAGCUGUUCCCAAACCUACUUCCACCUUUAAAGCACCGUCGUCCAAACCGGAAACCACAUCUCCUAAUAAUACAAAUGGGACUGCCAAGCUUCCUUUCCUCGGUGGAGAAAACCCCUUUGCUACUGUGAAACUCCGACCGACAGUGACAAAUGACCGAUCGGCACCAAUCAUUCAGUGAACAGGUGGCCAAGGAGUCCUGGACCUUGUACUGUUAGUUCUCACUUGCAGAAGACGCUGUACGUUGGUGUGCGCUGUACCUGCCUCACCAGAAGGCGCCUGGCUUUAAAUGUCUUCUACUUGAGCAAAUCAAUGCGUUCUCUAAGAUAAAUUAGUGUAGUGGCCAACUCAAUCAUUUAAAAUGUCUUCUUCCUGUUCUGUUAAAAAAAAGAGUAAAUUUGGUUCCAAUCCUUACUGUA